AGGAUCCCUCUUCUGCGAUCUCCCCGCCCCCGUCGUCCUCCGGCGGCUCCACCUCCAGCAGCAAUCCGGAGGACUGUCCGGCUCUCAGCGACCUGAUUCAAGCUGCCUGUGGUAUGUUGCCAUGGCAGAGGAAGAUCCUGCUGUGUUCACCUCUGGCACUUUGCCCUCUGACCCCCGUCUCCUUGCCACGGUGACCAACGCCUACCUGGGCACUCGUGUCUACAGGGACAUCUUGCAUGUAAACGGGGUGUAUAAUGGAGCAGUUGGGGACUGUCAUCGUGCUGAUGUUCCCAGCCCUAUUAAUGUCAAAAUGAGUGUGGCUGCUGAGGACAGCCUGACCGAGACUUUCUCAUUAGACACCAGGACAGGGACCUAUAUCCACACAAUCCAGGCUCCAGGUUAUACAGCCAUUCACAGGAUCUAUGCCCACCAAUCCCUUGUUCACCUUCUGGCCUUCAGCAUAACCAUCCAGAGGUCAACGCUUGAAGGCGAACCCAUUAUUGUGAAUCUACAGACCCAAUUCACACCUGAGAGUCCAGACCUGGACUUGCACAGAGGGGCAGAUUUCCAGGGAGCUCACUACAUCUAUGGAAAGACUUUGGUCCCUGAGGUGGAGAGUGGUCCUCAGCCUACUGUACACAUGAUCUGGACCCCAGUGCUACAAGCAGUGACCCUCCCUGAGGAGGAGAAGGAAAAAACCUGGGAGUUCCUCACAGCCGUGGCAGAGAGUGAAGAGGACGUGAAAAGGAGCUUUAGUGAAGGAAUGUCACUGAUUGUCUCUCGUUCUUUGUAUGUGUCUCAUGUCCAGGCAUGGACAGCCCUCUGGAAAGGAUGCUGUGUGGAAGUUGAGGGACCUCUUUCACUGAGCCAGGCUGUUUAUGGAUGCCUCUAUUACCUGCUGAGUGCAAUUCCUCCCCUGGGAUCUUCUGACUUCCCAUUCUCCGGAAUUAGCCCUGGAGGCCUUUCUAAUGGCACCUCGGGUGAAGAUUACUGGGGCCAUGUCUUCUGGGACCAGGAUACCUGGAUGUACCCAAACAUCUUGCUUUUCUAUCCGGAAGCAGCUUGUGCUAUCCUGAAAUACCGGAUUCGAACGCUAGGAGGAGCUCUGUGCAACGCACAGGAGCAAGGAUACAAGGGUGCAAAGUUCCCCUGGGAGAGUGCAGCAACAGGCCGAGAGGUCUGCCCUGAGGAGGUUUAUGGAAACGAGGAAAUCCACAUCAAUGGAGAUGUUUUGCUAGCAUUUGAGCAGUAUUACUACUUCACUCAGGACCUGGAGCUCUUCCAUCAGGCAGGAGGCUGGGAGGUGGUCCAUGCUGUGGCUCAGUACUGGUGCAGCCGGGUGGUGUGGAACCCAGAAGACCAGAGCUACCACAUCCCUGGUGUCCUGCCCCCUGAUGAAUAUCACUGUGCUGUAGAUAACUCUGUUUAUACCAAUGUCAUUGCCCAGAGGAGCUUGAAUUUUGCAGUUGACUUGGGGUCUCAGUUGCAUAUUCCAAUGCCUGAAGAGUGGGAGGAAGUUCGGAAGAAAAUUAAAGUGCCUUUUGAUAAAAGCAGGAAUUACCACCCAGAGUAUGAUGGGUACUGUCCAGGUGAGCAAGUGAAACAGGCUGAUGUUGUCCUGCUUGGAUUCCCUGUCAUGUAUCCCAUGGACCCAGAAGUCAGAAGGAAUGACCUGGAGAUGUAUGAGCCAGUGACUGACCCUCAGGGGCCAGCCAUGACCUGGAGCAUGUUUGCUAUUGGCUGGUUGGAGCUGAAGGAGACCGUAAGAGCCCAGCAGCAGCUGAGCAAAUGUUUCAGCAACAUCACUGAGCCAUUCAAGAUCUGGGUGGAGAACCCUGAUGGAUCAGGAGCUGUGAACUUCCUUACAGGGAUGAGUGGAUUUCUGCAGGCUAUCGUUUAUGGAUACACUGGAUUCAGGACAGAGUAUCUCCUUCCCUGCAGCCGCUGGCUGGAUCCAGAAGGUUGAGACAAUUUAAAGCCAGCUUGUUUUGAUUCUAUGACAAGUAUGAAAAAACUACCAGGCCUUUGCAAGCGUAGCAGCCAGCCAGUAGUAUCUUAGAGGCUUUGUGGUUCAUGUUAGCAUGCAGCAAUACUAAAGAGCCUGAAUCUUGAGUUCUUGACUGCAUUCAUUGUGUAUAUAACCAACCUGCUGAAGUGGGAGCUGAAACUCCCACCCACCCACCACCACUGACUACCUUAGAGAUGUAGCUUCCUUCCUGGACAGAAAGGUUCUGCAAUGGAGAGAAAAGGAAAAGAGCUUAUUUUUCAUUCUUUUUUGUGGAGGGAGGGGCGAGCAGCUAGUCGGAAGAAAUCCCCCAAACUUUCCUGUUAAUUUGAUUAUUGUACAUUGUGAUUAGCAUUGGGGGAGGGAAGGGGGAGUGUAAACCACUUACCGGUAUAUUCCCCCCCCCUAUAAUUUUUAUUAAAUUUU
Messenger RNA from Podarcis muralis (Common wall lizard), 2431 nucleotides. RefSeq names its product protein-glucosylgalactosylhydroxylysine glucosidase (gene PGGHG). Gene Ontology annotation, cellular component: cytosol. The record is from RefSeq and is a predicted model, not a curated record. Lineage: Eukaryota; Metazoa; Chordata; Lepidosauria; Squamata; Lacertidae. Gene Ontology annotation, biological process: carbohydrate metabolic process. Gene Ontology annotation, molecular function: protein-glucosylgalactosylhydroxylysine glucosidase activity.